CAGGUCGAGGGUUUUGGACUCCUCUGUGCACGAAGACGCACAAGAUCUGCGAGGUUUCUUCUGUCACUUCAGUGGGGUUUGAACUUUGCUCAGAGUUUUCAAGGUGUCUUCAAACUUUGGUAUGCGAGAGAUCAAUGUAAUGGAAGCGGAGUGGGCAUUAUAGUUGAUAAAAAAUUGAAGGAUGAUGUAGUGGAUGUCAAUAGCGAGAUGGGAGAGCAUAAUGGAUCUGAAUUUGCGAAGAGGGGAGAUAAGGUGGAGUAGGUCUGGUGGUGGAUUGUCUUGGUGGUGGACUAUCUUAGUGGUGGACGUAACGCACGUGAGUUGUAAUUGGUUUGCUUGUGGUGUUGGGCUUUAUGCUGUUCUAUCAGUGAUUGGUGCAAUGGAGGUUGAAGUUUGGGAAACAUCUUCUGAUGGAACAGCUGAUUCAGAUAUCUACUUACAAGAUACAGAUGAUGAAGAGAUUCAGUAUAACUCUGGUUCUUUCCCCAAGUUGCAAAUUAGGAAAAAUAAAUCCAAGGCUCGCUGGGAUGCGGAGAUGGGAAUGGCAGAGGUUAUAGAAAUGAAGGGUAGUAUAUGGAGAACAUUGGGAGUAGUUCGAAGAAGCAAAAUCUACUGCUUCAUUGAAGAGAUCUUAUAUCUGGCUCAAAUUGGAGCAUUAGUUCUCUUGGAUGCAAAUGAUGCAGUCCUCUCCUUGAAAGAUAUAUGUGAGAAGGUUGCAGAAGGCAAGAAUGGAUGUCAUUGGGAGGCAUUUGAAGCUUACAGACACUUAAGGUCCCUGGGAUACAUAGUCAGUCGACAUGGGGUCCCUUGGACUAUGAAGAGUGUUAAGAGCGUCCCUGGUUCUGCUCAUCUUGAAGGCACUAUGGAAAGCAAUGAGGUAGCGGAUAGGAAAUCAGAAGAUGAACUUACCAUCAUUAGCCUGUUUAAAGAUUUGAAUAUUAAUGAAGUGGGGCUGGAUUUUGAUGUGUAUCUUCCCAACAGCAAGUUUAGAAAGUCUUGUCCGGGUGAUCCAAGUUUUAUCCUCUGUUUAGCCAGGGGUCAACCACCACUGAGAGCAGAGAUUGAAAACCUCGAGGAAAAGUGCAAUGGCAUUCCUUUGAAGUUUUGUCAUGUAGAUCAUGGGCGUGUCAGUUUCUUUUCCUUCGACAAAUUGGAGCUUCCAGUCCUACCCUGAUAAUCUCUAGAAGGUGGAAUUUUGUUUAAGUGAAGGUUCAAAGAUGAUGUUAGAAAAGUAAUUAUUUUAUGAUCUGAUGUGUAAAGGAGAUACAGGAGCAGCUCUUUGGGUUAGUAGGAUAUUUGUAUAUUUGGUUUAUCUUGUAAUAUUUUACGAGUUCCAUCCCAUUUUGAAUUGUAGAGUUUUGAUUACAUUAUAGAUUUAAAUUGGGUUGGAUAAUUAGGAGAUACAUUAGGUUUUACAAGUAGGAAAAUUUUAAUUUCGUUUUAAUAAAUAUGCUUGUAACCAAUUCAUUGGACUGAUUUAAUGGAACGGAAAUUGAUCUUA
Molecule: messenger RNA, 1501 nt
Organism: Macadamia integrifolia
Lineage: Eukaryota; Viridiplantae; Streptophyta; Magnoliopsida; Proteales; Proteaceae
Exons: 6
Coding region: 194-1174 (326 amino acids)
Biological process (GO): tRNA-type intron splice site recognition and cleavage
Cellular component (GO): tRNA-intron endonuclease complex
Source: RefSeq, a predicted model, not a curated record